UCCCGGCUAAGGCAACUCCCGGGACCGCGAAGGGCGCCGUGAUUCCUUCAGGCAAGUGACUGUCGCGGGUGGGGGUGGGGAAGUGCGCGGGAAGGGGAGAAGGACGGACUGGAGCGCAUCUGACCACCACCUGUCAGAACCUGCGGAGGAUCCUGGCGCCCCUUUGGAUCGCAGCAUCUCGCUUUGGAAGGGUGCGAGCAGUUUUGGAGACGCGGACUCAAAAAAGUGGGCUUUUUCUUACACGGAACAAGAGAGGGGCCCAAAAAAGCGAGGGGUACAAAUCUGUCCUCUUCUCCACCCACCCGCUUCUGAACCUCCAGCAACGUUUCCUGCAGGGUGGCUGCACUUUCCUCCGGCUUCUCUCGGCUGCUCGGAUCAUGUCCGCUAAGCUUCUAGUGGUCUUCUUCCUCCUCUCCGUUUUCCAAGCCUGCUCAAGAAAGGUGGAAGAGGAUGACUUUGAUGAUUUUACAACAAACCAAAAAUGGGUAAUGUCUCCAAAAUCUCAUGAUACUGAUGUGACACUGUUGUUAAACAGGUUACUGAGAGAAUAUGAUAAAAAGCUGCGACCCGAUAUUGGAACGAAACCCACAGUCAUUGAUGUUGACAUCUAUGUUAAUAGCAUUGGCCCCGUGUCAUCAAUAAAUAUGGAAUACCAAAUUGAUAUUUUUUUUGCUCAGACAUGGACUGACAGCCGCCUUCGUUUCAACAGCACCAUGAAAAAAAGUAUCACUCUCAACAGCAAUAUGGUUGGGUUAAUUUGGAUCCCAGAUACUAUUUUUAGGAAUUCUAAAACUGCAGAAGCUCACUGGAUUACCACACCCAAUCAGCUCCUAAGAAUAUGGAAUGAUGGGAAAAUCCUAUAUACUUUAAGGCUCACCAUCAAUGCCGAAUGCCAGCUGCAGCUACAUAAUUUUCCCAUGGAUAAACAUUCAUGCCCGCUGAUAUUCUCCAGCUAUGGCUAUCCACAAGAAGAAAUGGUUUACAGAUGGAGAAAAAACUCAGUAGAAGCUGCAGAUCAGAAAUCUUGGAGACUUUAUCAGUUUGACUUCAUGGGACUCAGAAAUACUUCUGAUAUUGUGCAAACAUCAGCAGGUGAUUAUAUAGUCAUGACUAUAUACUUCGAGUUAAGUAGAAGAAUGGGAUACUUCACUAUUCAAACAUAUAUUCCCUGUAUAUUAACUGUUGUCCUAUCCUGGGUAUCAUUUUGGAUUAAGAAAGAUGCUACACCAGCAAGAACAGCCCUAGGUAUCACCACAGUAUUAACCAUGACAACGCUGAGCACCAUUGCAAGAAAUUCCUUGCCGCGUGUUUCCUAUGUCACUGCAAUGGACCUUUUUGUGACCGUAUGCUUCUUAUUUGUCUUUGCCGCUUUGAUGGAGUAUGCAACCCUGAACUACUACUCAAGUUGCAGGAAGCCACACUGUACAAAAAAGAAAAAGUCGCUGCCUGAUGUCAGCUUUGGUCACAUGAUGAAUUACUCUGUGUUAGAGAUGAGACCUCCCCCUACAGUCAUCGCACUGAACAAUGCCAUGUACUGGCAAGAAUUUGAAGACAAUUGUAUCUAUGAGUGUCUGGAUGGGAAAGACUGUCAGAGUUUUUUCUGCUGUUACGAAGAAUGCAAAUCAGGUUCCUGGAGGAAAGGGCGGAUACACAUAGACAUCUUAGAACUCGACUCUUAUUCCAGAGUCUUUUUUCCCACGUCGUUCCUGCUUUUUAACCUGGUCUACUGGGUUGGAUACCUCUAUCUCUAGAAACAGUGAAGAAAACUGUGUUUUUCUUAUUUCUUUGGGAUGGGGAAUAUGUGGAAAGACAGAUCCAGAAUGGUUUCAUUGGAAAGCUGAAAGAUCACCUUACUUUUUCUCAUUCAAGAAAAAGCCGUUUUUAUUGAUUGUUUUGUCUAAAAGGAAAAAAAGUCACUUAUUUGAGGUUUUUUGCUAACUACAUCUGACACGAUCAUGUAACAAUGUUUAUCUUAAUUGUUCUCAUACAAUGGAGAAAUUGCUGUUUUCUUUGGGUUACAGUUAACUAUGUAGCAUACAGAUAAGCAAGAUAGGGAUGUUUCGAAUAGUCAUUCUUACGUUACUUCUGUCUUUUAAACUUGUUUUGGAAGCAAAUUUGUAUUGGUACAAGUUCUCCACAACUUUGUUUUGAGGAGGAUCUGAGUUCAAGGAAAAGUCUCUCUCUCUCUCAUUCACUUCACAGGUUUCAGGAUGUUCUCUCUGGUCUUCUUCUGAGAUGAAAAGGCAUGAUUUCAAAAAAAAAUCUUUACGUUUGUUUUUCACAAAAUUGUUGGGUUUUUUUUGUUUUUUUAAACACAGAGUUUAAUAUUCCACAUAUUGGGCAAAUACUUCAAGAAACCAAUUUAUUUCUGGAAUAAUACUCUUGCAAUGCUUACUUUGCUUUUGGUACUGUGUAAGAUGACUUCCUAUGUAAUAGUAGUGGAAAGGUAUGAUUCAUUCCAAGCUAGGUUAAUUUCUUCCAUACUUUACUAUUUGUUUUCACUGAUAUUUUCAGGGUGAAUAAGCCCUCUAGUUCCAGCCUGAAUAAGAUCUACUGUAUCUGUGCUAAUUAAAAUCCAUGUGCCUCAAUCACUGUUCUGUGUAGGUUAAAUUGCACAUCCUAUUGUUGCACCAUUUGACUUGUGAACUGGAUUCUUCCAUUUAAAUGACUGCAGAAGUGCUUGUUGUUAGUAUCUUCGCCUGGUAAAUUAUCUUUGGAUUGGCACAACAGUGGCUUUUGUUCUUACCAGAUCUAUAGGAGCCUUAAGGAUGGCAAGAAGAUGAGAUAUUGGGAGUUCAGUUAAAAAAUGUAGUGAUGCAGAAUCACUAGGACUUUUUUUUUAACUAGGAGAUUUUAAACUGGAAAUGUAUUUUGUACUUUUGGAACACAUUUCAGAUAUUAAAUUCCUGAAAAUAAUACAUUCUUCUCUGGUGUAAAAUAUUCAUUAUAGACAAACCCAAUUCUAGAAGGCUAAUGUAAAUGUCUCAAUGGUUAUUUAUUGAUUUGAUUAUUUACUUAUUUAUUUAUUUAUUUAUUUAUUUAUUUAUUUAUU
Molecule: messenger RNA, 3052 nt
Organism: Thamnophis sirtalis
Lineage: Eukaryota; Metazoa; Chordata; Lepidosauria; Squamata; Natricidae
Gene: GABRG3
Product: gamma-aminobutyric acid type A receptor subunit gamma3
Biological process (GO): monoatomic ion transmembrane transport; chloride transport; gamma-aminobutyric acid signaling pathway
Cellular component (GO): membrane
Molecular function (GO): GABA-A receptor activity; extracellular ligand-gated monoatomic ion channel activity
Source: RefSeq, a predicted model, not a curated record